Rodentolepis nana is the source of this 507-nucleotide messenger RNA. The record is from the annotation of a GenBank genome assembly. NCBI's taxonomy places the organism in Eukaryota, Metazoa, Platyhelminthes, Cestoda, Cyclophyllidea, Hymenolepididae.
AUGAGCAACGAACCACUCGGACGACGUGUAGUUAUUGCUGUUGACGGUAGCUUACACUGUCAUCGAGCCUUCAACUGGUACGUAAAAUAUAUCCACCGAAAGAAUGACUUUGUCUUUUUCGCCCACGUCAUGCAACCAAAGUCCUCUCAUACAGAUGUGAUUGUAACCGUGGAUUAUCCAGAGAGCAUAACUCAAGUAACGAAAGAUUUUUCACUUAAUUAUACUGAUCCUGCUGCAACGACGUUGAAGUAUGCCAAACUAGCGGAGGCAGCUGGUGUCACUGAUUUUAAGACUGAAAUCUUGGCCAAUUCGUCGGUUGGUGAAGCUGUUCUACGUUUGGCGACAGAAUGUCAGGCUAAUAUAAUCAUUGUGGGAAGUCGAAGUGCUGGAACAUUCCGCCGCACACUGCUUGGUGAUGUAUCGCGUUACCUUGUCACCCAUUCCAAUAUACCUGUCUUGAUGGUCCCUAAUGCUAGUCGUUCCACAUCUUUUAAUAUUACGGACUAA